Messenger RNA from Exaiptasia diaphana, 2037 nucleotides. RefSeq lists its product as uncharacterized. The transcript is spliced from 4 exons. The coding region runs from base 87 to 1274 and encodes 395 amino acids. The record is from RefSeq and is a predicted model, not a curated record. NCBI's taxonomy places the organism in Eukaryota, Metazoa, Cnidaria, Anthozoa, Actiniaria, Aiptasiidae.
GCACAAACCUGGAUACAUACAUUCCUCAGAAUCAAUAAAGGUUAAAUGCGAACCUUGCAAAUCUGGUUCAACGUACUCAAAUACACAUGAUUUCAGCCAGUGCAAAAAUUGUACCCAAUGCAAAGAUAAAGAAAUCUUCACAGGAAUAUGUAAGCAAGGAUGAAAUCCAUUGCACAGGGGUAUGUAAAGAAGGAUUUUAUUGGGCUAAUGCAACAGCAUCCUGUAUCACAUACAGUCAAUGCUGUAGGGAUGGAAAUAAUUCUGGUUGUGCUAAAAGCUGUCCUCCUGAGUUGUCCAAUAAGAACUGUACCUCGACAGCAAAUGGUACUCACGGCACUAGUAAUGGUAAUGGUACUCACGGCAGUAAUGCUAAUGGUACUCAAAGCAAUAAUAUUACUAACAGUACUGAUAGCAAUAGGACUAGUCCUACUAAUGGCAAAAUCCCAAGAGAUCAUGAAGACAACGUCAGUCCAAAGGAUGAUGCAAAUACUAAAGGAUCAUUAACGCCUGGGCAACUUGCACUUGCGAUUUUGUGCCCUCCACUGUUGAUAUUUUGUGUAUUCCUUAUAUGUUUAUAUUGUAAAGCACGCAGAGCACAAACAGGAAAUAGACCAGGUCUCCAUGGCAUUAAUUGUGAUAACAUAGUUCUACCCAGAUUUACUAAAUUACAUUUGUCAUCGGCUGAAAGCAUUGAAGUAGACUGCUUUAACAAUGAUGAAGUUGAGGCAUUGGGUUCACUCCAAGGGACUGUUCCAAUGAACUUGGGUGAAAGUUGUAAUGCAGAAAAUGGAACUGAUUGUCAGGGUGAAGCUAACAAGAAUCAAGUUGGGUUCUUGGUGAAUAUUUGGCCAAAUGUUGAAGAAGUGGAUAUGUCCCUUGAAGAAGGGCUUCAGAUAUGUCAGUAUGAAGUUCCAAUGAACUUGGAUGAAAGUUAUAAUGCAGCAAAUGGAACUAUUUAUCAGGGUGAAACUAACAAUAAAGUUGAGUUUGAGGAUGUUUGUUUAAAAGUUAAAGAUAUGCCUCACAAGGAAAGGGAAAAGAUAUGUCAAAAACUAAACCAAAGGGAUAGUUUCUACCUAGACUAUCGUACAUUGGGAACAUCACUUGGUAUGAAGAACAUUGAAGUUGAUCAACUAUGCCAUGAAUCUUCACCUACAGAGUGUAUUCUGCAAAAGUACAAGGAAACAGAUUUAGAGCAUUUCCGCCAAGAAGUUAGAGAAAUAGAGAAGAGGUUAGAGUCCUGUGUAGCUAAGGGGGUGCCAACUGAAAAAUGAUCUAUAAUAAGUAGACUUAUGAGUAGUACUGGUUCACGAAGGACUUAGAGUUCUGUGUAGAUAAUGGGAUGUAAUUGACAUUUGACCUUGAAGAAUAAGUGGACUUAUGUGAGUGGCAUUAGUUGAGGCUCAGUCAUAAUUAGAAGCAAAGGCAUAAUAAUGUAACAAAAUGGAAACGGUUUGGAAGCCCAACACCAAAAAGCAGAGAUAUUGUUUUUGUUAGUGCAGCUGUUGCCCAAUAGGCAAAUAAUUUUUUUUAUAUUGGAUUUGUUCAUUGUGUUUUUAGUGGAAAACAUUGGAAUUCAUGACAUUUUGGCCAUUUUGGCUUCUUGAAUGCUUUUAAAUACUUUUUUUAGAAAAGGUUUCAUUGAUAGUUCUUUGUAUUUAUGUGAGAUGCUGGCAUCUUACAAUUUAAGUCAAUACAUGCAGGUGUGAGAAUAUUAGUCAGAACUUCUUACAGCCUUUUCUUCGGGAAGUUCUUAAUAGAUGUAAGUAAUAUAAGUAGCAUUAAUGGAGGGCUGGACCUUUCAUCAUAUUUAUGUUACACAUAUAUAAUCAUUAAAUAUUCUAGCUUAUGAAUUUUCUAACUUAUAGGAGGUUUAUUGUUUUUUAAAGUAGAGUAAAUGUUUUUCUAUUUUUAUGGGCUGCGUGUAUUAAAAUUAUUAAAAUGUUCAUGACUGCACUCAGUGUUGAACUAUAACAAUAGUGUAGAAUUGUAGAAUUAUAGGAAUUUUAAUAUAUUAAUAAAAAUUACUUCAUUUUU